Molecule: messenger RNA, 1941 nt
Organism: Caenorhabditis briggsae
Lineage: Eukaryota; Metazoa; Nematoda; Chromadorea; Rhabditida; Rhabditidae
Exons: 13
Coding region: 1-1941 (646 amino acids)
Biological process (GO): retrograde transport, endosome to Golgi
Cellular component (GO): trans-Golgi network
Source: RefSeq, a predicted model, not a curated record
AUGGCAGAAAAGAAGCAGACAAAGAAUGAAAGUUUCAGCUCUCUAGACGACAAUUGGGAAACCGACGUGAACAUACUGAGCAAUGAGCUCGCUGAACUUGACUCUGAAGACAAUAAGACCGAUGACUGGACACGCCUUCUUGGUGUCUCCAUCAAGCCAAAUCCUCUUGACGACUGGGACCAGCUAUACAAUCUUAAUAAUCAGUGCGCACUUCGAAACGAUUGCCGAAAACUUGCCAAUGAGUUGAAGAACAAGCGAAGUGUGCCUGAGCUUGAGUCGUUUCUGACGUUGUAUUGCAAGAAGCGGGGAAUGGAUUAUAUCAAGGAUAUUGGAUGGUUGAUGAUUCUCGAAAAAAUUCUUCUGCUCAACCUCCCAUCCGCCCACGAGUUCAACGUCUUCUUCGCCUUCACAACUAAGUACAUUCCGAAGGAUACUAGCCCAGAUGCACAAAUCUUUGACGUCUUUCGUCUCCUUCUUCAGUAUCAUGACCCACAAAUUAGUAAUCACUUGGAAGCGCUUCACUGCUCUCCAGCGAUGUACACUAAGAACUGGUUUUCAACGCUAUUCGCAUGCAGUUUAUCCACAGAGACGUGUCAUGAGUUGUGGAGAGUUUAUAUCGAGCAGGGCGACCCAUUCCUGGUUUUCCAUCUUGCCAUCGUCUUCCUCAUCAAUGCCAAAGAAGAAAUUCUUCAAGUGAAACGUGGAGAAAAAGCACAAGCAUGUCAAAUACUGGAGAAUAUGGCUUCUCAACUGAGCGUCGAGGAUGUCAAUGACUUUUUCCAACUCGCACUUCACUACUCGAGCCAGACACCAGAAUGCAUUCGCAAAGACUUUCACUAUAUCAUUUUCGGAGCCAAUUUUGACGAGGAGGUCAAGGAGAUGCAGAUGAAUAAGAUGUUGUGCUUGCCAAUUCCAGCUGUGGAUUUGACGGCGAAUGAUGAGAUCUCUAGCGGCAACGUCAACUUCUUUAUCGUCGAUUGCCGAUCAAACGCUGAUUUCGACUCUGGCCACUUUGUUUCAUCUUUCAAUUUGAAUUGCGUUUCUAUUGUGGACGAACCCGAAAAAUUCGAAAUCGCUUUGAAUAGUCUGGAAUGCUACAAGACGUCGCGGCGUGCCGAGGAUCACUAUCUCAUCUUGGGAUACGGUUCCGACGAGGGAGACAACUAUAUGAAUAUGCUAAUCGGGAUGUUCAUACAAAAAGGAAAACCUCAUGUCUCGUUUGUUCAGGGAGGAUACAAAAAGCUUCACGAUUGCAUCGGACAACACAACCGAUGGGAAUUAAUUGCGAUGCAUUCAGAAGAAAAGUGCGAGCUAUGCAGUCAUGAAAAAGUGGCUCCAAAAUGGGGAUUCUUCACAAAAAUGAAGUCGGCAGUGAGCAACACUUCUAACCGUAUGAAAGAGCGAGUUGAAGCUGUUGUCUUCCCAAUUGGAGAUGAAAAGAAGGGGAACGAAGCUGACCACGCUGAUUCCAAACAACGUCAUAACAAGAGAUAUCGCCAGCAAUCGGUUUUCACCAUUGACGAGAAUAGUGAUGAAGAGUUGACUCCUGGUGGAGCAGCUGUGGAUGAAAAUCCUAAAGAAGAAAUUCUCCUCUCUAAAGAAUUUACCGAAACCUUCGAGUGCCAAGAAGUCUUCCGUGAUGGAAGUAUCAAUGGACACAUUGCACUUACUCGGACUCACAUAUACGUUCUACACGAUGUUCCUGGUAAAAAGGGAUACGUAACCACUGAAGCUCGUCAUGCUCUCUCCACAGUGAUUGCUGUUACUAGUCGCCGAUCUGUUCCAGAGAUGCUCACAUUUAAAUUGGGUUACGAAAUGAAUGGAUCGUCUAAGAUCACUGCUGUACACAAAUUAUACGUUCCAAAAGCCGGUGAAUGCGCAAAGGCUGUGAAACUGGCAAUCUAUGCUCUCCGCCCACUUCCGGAAGCCACAACAUCAUAA